CCGGAGGCCGCGCCGCUGAGGGUGCUUCGCGGGCACGGAACGGACUUCUGUAGCAAGCCAGUUCUUGAUCCGACUUUAAAGGCCAAAACGUAAUCGCGUCUCUGGAUAUUCUUUGAGGGAUUUUGAAACAGACAUAUGUUUACCUAUAGGGGAGCCCAAAUGUACCCCUUGCCUUGGCUCCUCUCCACAUCGACAUCUUCAGUCAGCACGGCCUGCACACCUAUUACUGCUUUCCCUCCGUAAUCAGCUGAUCCUUGAAAGAGAGGGCAGAGCCUCAUUAGAUUUGUUUUGACUUAACUGCUUCAGGCAGUGCCCCUAACCAUUUGCUUGCACGUGUGUGCGCGCGCGCCUGUGCAUGAACGUGCGCUUAUUUAGGAGUGUGUGCAAGGUGGAAACUGGAUUUUGAGAAAUCGCAAUGAAAGAAGUAAGCACAGUGUAGUGAGAACAGAACAACUUAGUACGAAGCUGGCACCUUGGGAGCACAGGCUAGUAGGAGAGGCAGGACUAACCUGGAAAUUGUAGACAUCAACUUUCAUGGCCACCAAAUACCAGAAGAAAGAACUCCAUGAAGGCUGGAGAAGAAAAAAGUUCUCUUGGGGCUGCUGGCCUGGACUCAAGCCCUUGGAGCUGUCAAGCAGCUGCUGCGUUUCUGGAUAUAUUCCUGAGCUAAGUGAUGGGAGAAAUCUGUGACAUGGAGACCCAGUGACAGUGGAAGUUGAUGAAUUUGUGAUGGGAACUAAGGUCAUAUUCCAGCACCGAGAGAUUAUAUCUCUUGCUCACUCCUUGUCUACACGGUCUAUCUGUCAUCAAAGAAAAUUAAAUUGGUCUGCCAAGAUUUGAUCUUCGCAUUCCAUGGAGUGCCCUCAUGGUGUUUAUUGAUGCUUCCACUAGUUUUUGUCUCUGAAAGAAGAUGAAUUUGGCUGAGAUUUGUGACAAUGCAAAGAAAGGAAGAGAAUAUGCACUUCUUGGAAAUUAUGAUUCAUCUAUGGUAUAUUAUCAGGGAGUAAUACAGCAGAUUCAGAGACAUUGUCAGUCAGUCAGAGACCCAGCUGUCAAAGGCAAAUGGCAACAGGUUCGCCAGGAAUUAUUGGAAGAAUAUGAACAAGUUAAAAGUAUUGUCAGUACUUUAGAAAGUUUUAAAAUCGACAAACCUCCAGAUUUCCCUGUGUCCUGUCAAGAUGAACCAUUUAGAGACCCUGCUGUUUGGCCACCCCCUGUGCCUGCAGAACACAGAGCUCCACAUCAAAUAAGGCGUCCCAAUCGAGAAGUAAGACCUCUGAGGAAAGAAAUGCCAGGAGUAGGAGCCCGGGGACCUGUAGGCCGAGCACAUCCUAUAUCAAAGAGCGAAAAACCCUCUACAAGUAGGGAGAAGGAUUAUAGAGCAAGAGGGAGAGAUGACAAGGGAAGGAAAAAUAUGCAAGAUGGUGCAAGUGAUGGUGAAAUCCCAAAAUUUGAUGGUGCUGGAUAUGAUAAGGAUCUGGUGGAAGCCCUUGAGAGAGACAUUGUAUCCAGGAAUCCUAGCAUUCAUUGGGAUGACAUAGCAGAUCUGGAAGAAGCUAAGAAGUUGUUAAGAGAAGCUGUUGUUCUUCCAAUGUGGAUGCCUGAUUUUUUCAAAGGAAUUAGAAGACCAUGGAAGGGUGUGCUCAUGGUUGGACCCCCAGGCACUGGUAAGACUAUGCUAGCGAAAGCUGUUGCCACUGAAUGUGGCACAACAUUCUUCAAUGUUUCCUCUUCUACACUGACAUCUAAAUAUAGAGGUGAAUCUGAGAAGUUAGUCCGUCUGUUAUUUGAAAUGGCUAGAUUUUAUGCACCCACCACGAUCUUCAUUGAUGAGAUAGAUUCUAUCUGCAGUAGAAGAGGAACCUCUGAUGAACAUGAGGCAAGUCGCAGAGUCAAGUCUGAACUACUCAUUCAGAUGGAUGGAGUUGGGGGAGCUUUAGAGAAUGAUGAUCCUUCCAAAAUGGUUAUGGUAUUGGCUGCUACUAAUUUCCCAUGGGACAUAGAUGAAGCUUUGCGAAGGCGAUUAGAAAAAAGAAUUUAUAUACCUCUCCCAACAGCAAAAGGAAGAACUGAACUUCUGAAAAUUAAUCUUCGUGAGGUUGAAUUAGAUCCUGAUAUUCAGCUGGAAGAUAUAGCAGAGAAGAUUGAGGGCUAUUCUGGUGCUGACAUAACGAAUGUUUGCAGGGAUGCCUCUUUAAUGGCAAUGAGACGGCGAAUCAAUGGCUUAAGUCCAGAAGAGAUCCGUGCACUUUCUAAAGAGGAACUUCAGAUGCCUGUAACCAAAGGAGACUUUGAAUUGGCUCUUAAGAAAAUUGCUAAGUCUGUCUCUGAUGCAGACUUGGAGAAGUAUGAAAAGUGGAUGGCUGAAUUUGGAUCUGCUUGAAUUUCUGUCAGCUCUUUCAUUUAUGGUAUUUUUGUUUAUAAAAUGUGAAGAAAAUCCUGCAAUUUUU
Messenger RNA from Talpa occidentalis (Iberian mole), 2450 nucleotides. RefSeq names its product katanin catalytic subunit A1 like 1 (gene KATNAL1). Bases 911 to 2383 code for a protein of 490 amino acids. The record is from RefSeq and is a predicted model, not a curated record. Lineage: Eukaryota; Metazoa; Chordata; Mammalia; Eulipotyphla; Talpidae. The transcript has 14 exons. Gene Ontology annotation, molecular function: ATP binding; microtubule severing ATPase activity; microtubule binding. Gene Ontology annotation, biological process: microtubule severing. Gene Ontology annotation, cellular component: microtubule cytoskeleton; microtubule.